Molecule: messenger RNA, 483 nt
Organism: Vicia faba (fava bean)
Lineage: Eukaryota; Viridiplantae; Streptophyta; Magnoliopsida; Fabales; Fabaceae
Source: the annotation of a GenBank genome assembly
AUGGUUGAUCAAAUUGAGUCAUGUUCGCCUAAUACGUUGGUACAAUGUCGAAUAUGUCACGAUGAAGAUGAAGACUUAAACAUGGAUACACCUUGUUCUUGUUCUGGUACAUUGCAGUAUGCUCAUAGAAUAUGUGUGCAAAGAUGGUGCAAUGAGAAAGGUGAUACUACUUGUGAGAUUUGCCAACAGCAAUUUAAAGGCUACACUGCUCCUCAAGCUCCUUUGUUUCACUAUAGGGGCAACUGGGAAAUUCCAAGAGUUGGUUUCAAUAAUUAUCAGUUCAUAGCAUUGUUUCCUGCUAAUCAUGAAUUUCUAGACUUUAAUUUUGAAUAUUCAGCUCCCUCUACAAGGAGCCGCGUGUUCAUUCGCAUUGUUGCCAUCAUUGUAAUUUCCAUUUGCUCCCGUUACCUCUAUGUUUUACUAAAUUUGGAAUCUUUGUAUAUUCAAGCUAUUCAAGUUUACUACUGUGCAUACUUUUGCUAG